UAGUUUUUUCGGCGCAUGCUCAAACCGUUAAUCGUAAUAUCCGCUGUGUCUACGUGCGGCGGCCAUAUUUCUCUUCCGUUCUUCAAGGGUACUGAAGACACCAGACUACGCAACAUGUACCGGUUUGCUAGAGCUGCAUUUAACGUUACCGGUCAGGCUGUGCGGCAGGUGAGACAUGGGUCCACCGGUGCAGAGUUCCACGCCAAGUACGGCAACGGCCUGCUGGUCAGCGGAGGUGUCUUCUGCACGGCUGUGUGGGCAUAUGUGCUGACUCAAACUGGCCUCACCUGGAAUUUGUCACCAGUUGGAAAGGUCAUGCCCAAAGAAUGGAGAGAGGCUGAAGAGGAGUGAAGAGCCACCAUGACAGACCUGUGUUUAACCCAAUUAACUUUCUGGUUGUACAGAUGAAUAAUAAAUACCAGUGUGUUCAGACAGUGAAUGCCUGUGCUUAUUCCAACAUGUUUCUUUGUCCAAAUAAAUUAAAUGUGAUUCUACUGACAA
Molecule: messenger RNA, 501 nt
Organism: Lates calcarifer (barramundi perch)
Lineage: Eukaryota; Metazoa; Chordata; Actinopteri; Centropomidae
Product: cytochrome c oxidase subunit 7B, mitochondrial
Exons: 3
Coding region: 16-351 (111 amino acids)
Biological process (GO): mitochondrial electron transport, cytochrome c to oxygen
Source: RefSeq, a predicted model, not a curated record